AUGGCAGGCCCGUACCUCUCACCUCUGGGCCCCCAAGCUGACUUGCUCACCGAAUAUAUGUUCGGAAGACGUCGUCAGGUCAGUAGACGCAAUCGGACAACUUUUACUCCACAACAGCUACGAGAGCUGGAAUCUCUCUUCCAGAAGACACACUAUCCGGACGUUUUUCUAAGGGAAGAAGUCGCCCUAAGAAUUUCACUGUCAGAAGCCCGUGUUCAGGUUUGGUUUCAAAAUCGGCGAGCAAAAUGGCGGAAGCAGGCCCGCCUGCAGUUGCUUCAGGACGCAUGGAGAAUGCGGUGCUUGGGGUUAGGUAGCGCAGCGCCGUUGCUUCUAAGGCCGCCCCCUUCGGCAUCGCUGGAACGUCCGGACACGGCGACGCCACCACCCCCGUCACCACUUCCACCACCACCAUCCACUGCCGGUACUAACAAUCCACCUCCCCUGACGUCGGGCAACACUGACAAAAUACCAGCCGCUCCAUCUUUGUCCGUUUGCAGAGAUUACAGGAUUCUUCCACCUCCCCAUGGAUAUUCAUUGUCCUGUGAAAAGUCUCCGGACAGAAUGAAAUGUGGUUGCGGUUCACCGCCAAGGAUAUGUGCUAGUCCGGUAGAAAAAGAUGCAAACUUAACUGUCAGAGAUAGACCUCAAGAGGCUGAAAUGGAUCUGACUGUGAAGGGUCCACCUCGAAACACACCGAUCUCAACUUUGUUUCACCAAUUGCCUCAACAAGAACUUAGUCCUCCACAAAAUGUUGACGAACCUCUAGACGUUACACUCAAUACCAACAAAAAUAAUUAA
Molecule: messenger RNA, 798 nt
Organism: Dufourea novaeangliae
Lineage: Eukaryota; Metazoa; Arthropoda; Insecta; Hymenoptera; Halictidae
Product: paired box protein Pax-6-like
Exons: 4
Coding region: 1-798 (265 amino acids)
Biological process (GO): regulation of transcription by RNA polymerase II
Molecular function (GO): DNA-binding transcription factor activity, RNA polymerase II-specific; RNA polymerase II transcription regulatory region sequence-specific DNA binding
Source: RefSeq, a predicted model, not a curated record